UCUGCCGGCGAGACGAGACUGCUCGCUGUGUGAGCGGUAGCGUCAGUCCCCAGUUGGUUAUCUCUGGGUACAGAUACCAAGGUCACUGCAGAUUGUUUACACUGGCAAUCAUUGUAUAGUUUGGUUGUACAUGUAUUUGGCGGUUGGUGUGCACCGACAGAACAUGUAAACAUAUGCCGCUAUAUGCCGUAAUAUGCCCAGUCCUCCGGAUACGCUCACCUUUAGCAAACACCCGUCGCACACGCUCUCCGGCUGCCAAGUUAUACUCAUUUAUUGGAAGGAUACGAGGCGCCAUGUCGGCCGAGAAUCACCAUGGUGAAAUUGUCAAUGUGGCCCUGUUUGGCCUGGGCCGUAUUGGUCGGGUACAUCUACGGAGCCUGGUGGACCAAGAGGAUGUCUGUAUCCUCUACCUCGUGGACGUCAUGCCGUCACAGGGGGAACUGCGUCAGCUGGUCAGGAAGCAUCGUUUAGCGGACACAACAGUGUUAAGCACAGAGGAGGCAGACAUCGUCUUCGAUGACCCCCGAAUACAUGCUGUAUUUAUAUGUUCGCCGUCUGCAUUUCACGAAGAAACAACGAAAAAGGCUCUCCAAGCAGGGAAGCACGUGUUCUGCGAGAAGCCGCUUGCACUGACCAACCGCGGUGUUCGGUCAUGCUAUGAUAUUGCUGAGAAGAGCGGCAAGAGGCUCCUAUGUGCCUUCAACAGGCGGUUUGACCCGGACCUCACCCGCAUCUACAAGAUGAAGGAAGGUGGUGAGCUGGGCCGUCUCCGCAGCGUCAAUAUAUACAGCCUGGACAAACAUGUCCCGCUCAGCUACGUCAAAACAUCAGGGGGUAUUUUGGUGGACAGUGUUAUCCACAUGCUGGACUAUGUGUGUUGGUUUGUUGGGGAGCGUCCGCAGACCGUGUAUGUAUGUGGCAGCAACACCUCGGCGUACGCUGAGGACUACCAGGCGUGUGACGACCACGACAUCGCAAACAUCGUACUCACCUUCCCGAGCGGGGUGUUAGCUAACCUGACGGCGGGUAGGGAAGUCCCUUAUGGAUACGAUCAACACUUCCAGGUUCUCGGUUCAAAGAAGAUGGCAGUGUCCAAAAACUACAGGAAGUCGGAAGUGGAAGUCUGGGAUGCAAAUGGCAGUUUGGAAGACGACUUGCUGGAGUCUUUCAUUGAGAGGUGGCGCUCCAGCUAUACAAGGAUUGUACAGCACUUCAUCAAGGUUGUUCACGGGCGAGAGGAGUGCGGAGUGUCGGCGGAGGAGUGCCUUCAGAGCCUGGAGCUUGUGCAGUUGUGCCAGGAGUCAUUGAGGUCAGGCAAUGUCAUCGGUGUACCCCAGCGGAAAGCGUGAAGACACAUGUCUGAAAUUUUCGUCACAUCUCGAAACGAACCGUCUUUCGAUGGCCAUAUCACAUCACAUGUUAAUAAAUAUGAUUGGAAGUCAG
This is a messenger RNA of Haliotis rufescens (red abalone), 1443 nucleotides long. RefSeq lists its product as uncharacterized. Lineage: Eukaryota; Metazoa; Mollusca; Gastropoda; Lepetellida; Haliotidae. Gene Ontology annotation, cellular component: cytoplasm. Gene Ontology annotation, molecular function: nucleotide binding; oxidoreductase activity. The transcript is spliced from 9 exons. Bases 174 to 1349 code for a protein of 391 amino acids. Gene Ontology annotation, biological process: NADPH regeneration. The record is from RefSeq and is a predicted model, not a curated record.